CGGACACCUCUUAAUGGGGAAAUAUGCGCCUCAUGCAGACUCACUGCAGCUUGCCAGCUUCGGCUUCCGUCAGUGCAGGGCAGUUCAUAGUUCUGCACAGAUUGAGGUUUCACUAUAAACUCAGCUAACGUGUUAGGUGUUCGUGUGUGUGCUGUCAGUUUCUUACGUGUGUGUGGUCCUAAAACAACUGUAAGCAUGCCUAAAAGAGCCAAAAAGAAUGAGGAAGCUGUGGAUGGGGAGACUGGCAAUGGAGCUGAACCUGCAAAGAAAGAGAAAAAGGGGAAGGAGCCAGAGGCUCCGAUUCUGUACGAAGAUCCUCCUGAUAAGAUGACCAGUAAGGAUGGCCGUGCGGCCAACAUGAAGAUCACCUCCUGGAAUGUGGACGGUCUUCGCGCAUGGGUCAAAAAGAACGGCCUUGAUUGGGUGCGUAAGGAGGAUCCAGACGUGCUUUGUCUGCAGGAAACAAAGUGUGCUGAGAAAGCCCUGCCAUCUGAGAUCACUGACAUGCCUGAGUAUCCGCACAAGUACUGGGCUGGAUCAGAGGGUAAGGAAGGUUACAGCGGAGUGGCCAUGCUCUGCAAGACUGAACCGCUCAAUGUCACCUACGGUAUUGGUAAAGAGGAACAUGAUAAAGAGGGCCGAGUUAUCACUGCUGAGUUUCCGUCUUUCUUCCUGGUCACGGCAUAUGUGCCCAAUGCCAGCCGUGGUCUGGUGCGGCUCGACUACCGCAAGACCUGGGACGUGGAUUUCCGUGCCUACCUGAGCGACUUGGACAAGCGCAAGCCCCUGGUGCUGUGUGGAGAUCUGAAUGUGGCCCACCAAGAGAUUGAUCUCAAAAACCCCAAGGGUAACCGCAAGAACGCAGGCUUCACCCCCGAGGAACGUGAGGGCUUCACCGAACUUCUCGAGGUCGGUUUUACCGACAGUUUUCGGGAGCUGUAUCCAGAACAAGCCAAUGCCUACACCUUCUGGACCUACAUGAUGAACGCACGAGCCAAAAACGUCGGCUGGCGUUUGGACUACUUUUUGCUGUCGUCUGCCUUACUCCCGGGUCUGUGUGACAGCAAGAUCCGAAAUACGGCCAUGGGAAGUGACCACUGUCCUAUUACCCUGUAUUUGGCCAUGUAGAUCAGGUUUCAGUUCCAUAUAUAUCUGCAUAGACACAGAAGGGUCUAGUCCUGUUAGUCCUAGAUUAGUAUUUCCUCUCUAUAAACCAAAUAGAGGUCCACAUAUAGGAAUAUGUGUGGUGCAGACACGUAUUGAAAGAAAUUCUAGUUAAGUUGUUUUGUAGUUUUGCAGCUUUGGUUAAGUCUGCUGUUAUUGGUCACCUGAAAUCAGGUUUUGACACUAAAAUAUCACAAAAAAAUCAUUAAUUUGAGCUCUCAUCCCAUUUUAUAUUUGCAGUUUAAAAAAAUCGCAGACUGUUAUCUAAAUGACAAACCCUGCCAAACUACUAUAAUAAACAUUGUCUCAGUGUUGAUUAUAGCUAAAUGUUUUGAAGCUUGUAAAAUACCUUGACCUGCAAAGAUAUAUCUGAUUUGAAGUUAUAGUUCUUUGGAUUUUGUCUUUGGUGCUAUUUUAACCUUUGGAUUCUACAGUACUCUCGAUUUAAUGAUGUUAGUGGUAGUUAAAUGUUACAUAUGCCACAUUAGUUUCAAAAGACCAGUGAUUGUGCUUAUUUGCUUUUUUUCCCCAUUGUCUGUCUUUCUG
Messenger RNA from Sinocyclocheilus anshuiensis, 1710 nucleotides. Its product is annotated as DNA-(apurinic or apyrimidinic site) lyase-like. Gene Ontology annotation, molecular function: double-stranded DNA 3'-5' DNA exonuclease activity; phosphoric diester hydrolase activity; endonuclease activity. Gene Ontology annotation, biological process: base-excision repair. The transcript has 5 exons. Gene Ontology annotation, cellular component: nucleus. The record is from RefSeq and is a predicted model, not a curated record. Lineage: Eukaryota; Metazoa; Chordata; Actinopteri; Cypriniformes; Cyprinidae. The coding region runs from base 196 to 1128 and encodes 310 amino acids.